Molecule: messenger RNA, 1261 nt
Organism: Talaromyces stipitatus ATCC 10500
Lineage: Eukaryota; Fungi; Ascomycota; Eurotiomycetes; Eurotiales; Trichocomaceae
Product: DUF967 domain protein
Exons: 2
Coding region: 327-890 (187 amino acids)
Biological process (GO): post-translational protein targeting to endoplasmic reticulum membrane
Cellular component (GO): TRC complex
Source: RefSeq, a predicted model, not a curated record
CAGUCUCUUCACUCCGGUACACACGAACUUGAGGUAACUUUUCUGAGGAAACAUUUGAUGAUCCUAAACCCUAACACCCUCCCGUUCGUAGCCUAAGUCCUCAGGCACCAAUCCUAUACAGGAUCUCGGGUUGAGCUGCCCCGAAUCUUAGGUUUACGUAGUUUGUUAGGUAAUCUCCCCGCAAUUUCAAGAACCAGCAGUUUCUACAACAAUCGACCUCUUGAUUCCGCCUUGUGUAUUCUCUAAGUUUAUUUAUUCAUCACGAACAUUAUUGCUCUCUUACUACCUAGACAGCACUUAUAACCUCAAUUGAAUCGUGGAGCACAAUGGCCUCGUCAUCAGGACAACCUCUCGGAGAACCCUCCACUGACUUCAAUGCCCUAACCACCCUCGAAUGUUCAUACACAUUUCCCACAUUCAACGCCUCAGUCGCCUUCGACCUCGGUAUCGCCCUACGCAACCGCAUCCUCUCCCUACCCAGCACCCAGCGCAAACCAGCCGUAAUAUCAAUCUCAACCUCAAACGGGAACCAUAUCCUCUUCCAAUCCGUGACUGAAAGCGGCACAACACCUGAUAAUGAGGAAUGGGUGCGUAGGAAACGGAAUACUGUCUUGAGAUUUGGUUCGAGUACCUGGGCGUUUAGACAGAAGUUUUUGGCUUCGAGUACUCCGGGGCAAAACGUUGAGGCACUGUUUGCGCAAGGGAGGGGGUUGAAGAGUUCUGUGCCUGGAGGUGUGCCGGAUGAUUAUGCUAUUCACGGUGGUGGUUUUCCGAUUCGAGUGGCUAAUGUAGAUCAGGUUGUUGGUGUUGUGGUUGUCAGCGGACUGAAGCAGGAACAUGAUCAUCAGGUCAUUGUUGAGGUUAUCAAGCAGUUUCUGGGUAAGAAUUAGGUAGUACGUGAACAAAAGCAUAGAAUGGAUAUAUGAUUUCGUAUAGAAUCUUUCAAGGUAUCACUCUGAUUGCCGUCUAAAAACAAUCAACCGUUAAAAUACAAGGGUGAAUCAUAUGCACAACUUGACAAAAACAAAAAACUCAAAACUCCCAAUUUGCCGUUAUUUUCUUGAAACAAACAAAGCCUAUAGCUCGUCGUGGCCUACAGGCUCAUCAUCCUCGUAGCUAGCACCACCAGCACCAGCGCCAUAAAGCUUGCUGGUAAUGGGGUAGGCCACACUGGACAAUUUCUCGCGUUGCUCCUCAAAAUCUUCCAUGGUGGCACUGGCACCGUUCUCAUCGAGCCAGUCGGUGGCUUCCUUGACGGCCU